Molecule: messenger RNA, 3571 nt
Organism: Mauremys reevesii (Reeves's turtle)
Lineage: Eukaryota; Metazoa; Chordata; Testudines; Geoemydidae
Gene: LDHD
Product: lactate dehydrogenase D
Exons: 10
Coding region: 1-1536 (511 amino acids)
Biological process (GO): lactate catabolic process
Cellular component (GO): mitochondrion
Molecular function (GO): FAD binding; D-lactate dehydrogenase (cytochrome) activity; D-lactate dehydrogenase (NAD+) activity
Source: RefSeq, a predicted model, not a curated record
AUGGCUCUGCACAGGCUGUGCCGGGGCGCCGCGGCGCUCGGCUGCAGGAGGAGCUCCGGCCUGCAGGGCCAGCUGCCGGGAGAACUGGUGGAGGCCCUGCGAGCCGUGGUGGGGAGCCCGAACGUGUCCACAGCCCUGGCUGUCCGGGAGCAGCACGGGAGGGAUGAAUCCAUGCACAGGUGCAGCCCGCCGGACGCCGUGGUCUGGCCGCAGGACGUGGAACAGGUCAGCAAGCUGGCGGGAAUCUGCUACAGUCACGGUGUCCCCAUCAUCCCCUUCAGCACCGGCACGGGCCUGGAAGGCGGCAUCACGGCAGUGAGAGGCGGCGUGUGCUUUAACCUGGCCCGAAUGGAUCGCAUCACAGCGCUCAGCACUGAGGACUUCACUGUGGCUGUGGAGCCGGGGGUGACCCGCAAAGCGCUCAACAGUUACCUGCGGGACACUGGCCUCUGGUUCCCUGUCGACCCUGGCGCCGAUGCCUCCCUGUGCGGCAUGGCGGCCACCAGCGCCUCAGGCACCAAUGCCGUGCGCUACGGCACCAUGCGCCACAACGUGCUCAACCUGCAGGUGGUGCUGGCCGAUGGCAGGGUGCUGCACACGGCCGGCCGGGGCCGCCACUUCAGGUACCGGGGGCUGCGGCUCAGGGGUGGGGGGCACCAGGGGACUCCUGCCCUGAGAUCUCAUCCCAGCCCCUUCUCGCCCUGCUGCAGGAAGAGCGCUGCUGGCUACAACCUGACUGGGCUGUUUGUGGGCUCUGAGGGGACGCUUGGCCUCAUCACCCAGGCUACGCUGCGUCUCCAUGGCAGCCCUGAGGCCAUGGUGGCGGCCGUGUGCGCCUUCCCCAGCGUGCAUGCGGCGGUGGGCUGCACGGUGCAAGUGCUGCAGGCCGGUAUCCCUGUGGCCCGGAUUGAGUUCCUGGACGAUGUUAUGAUGGCUGCCUGUAAUCGGUUCAGCGGCCUGAGCUACACCGUGUCCCCCACACUCUUCCUGGAGUUCCACGGCUCGCCCGGCAGCGUGGAGGAGCAGGUCCGGCAGGCAGGGGAGAUCGUGCAGCUGAAUGGUGGCUCGGACUUUGCCUGGGCCCGGGAGCCGGAGGCGAGGAACAAGCUGUGGGCUGCUCGGCACAAUGCCUGGUAUGCGGCCUUGGCCCUGCGCCCUGGGAGCAAGGGCUACUCCACAGACGUGUGCGUCCCCAUCUCCCGGCUGCCCCACAUCGUGGGAGAGACCCACAGAGACCUGCAGGAGUCAGGGCUCACAGGCCUGAUAGUUGGGCACGUGGGUGACGGGAACUUUCACUGCAUCUUGGUGUUCGACCCGGCCGACCUGGACGAGAUCCAGCGUGUCAAGGAGUUUGCAACCCGACUGGCCAGACAGGCCCUGGCCCUGGACGGAACCUGUACAGGCGAGCAUGGCAUCGGGCUGGGCAAGCGCCAUCUGCUGCGGGAGGAGAUUGGGGAGCUGGGACUGACCAUCAUGAGGCAGAUCAAGGCCAUGCUGGACCCCAAGAACGUCAUGAACCCCGGGAAGGUGCUGUGAGGGGCAUCUCCCACCCCUGCCCAGCCAGCCCAGAGCACCCAGCACUGGGAAGGCAGGUUCCCUCCCAGGCCGGCAGCUGUCCCUCCCCCUCCCCAUGCAGACAGCGACUCGGCGCAGAGGCGAAGGGGGAGCCCCCAAGUCUCGGCCCUUGAGCCCAGUGGAUUGUUUGUGCUACAGGAAGGAGGGACUGGAAGCAGUAGAAGGCAGCAGGCUUAAUGUCAGCAAACUCCUCCUUGCCCCCUUGCCUCUCCUGGCCCUGGGCUCCCCCCCCAGAUCUGCUACUGCCCCCCUUCACCUCUCCCAGCCCUGGGCUUCCUGUUCACCUCUGCCUCACCCACCCCCCGCCUCUCUCCACACUACGACUCCCCAGCUCCCCCCACCACCUCUCCCAGCCCUGUGACUCCCCCUAGCUUUGCUAUUGCCCCCGCUUCAUGUCUUCCAGCCCCACGCUUCCCAGCCUCAGCUCUCCCUCAGCCCCCCUGCCUCUCCCAGCCCUAGGACCCCCACCCCAGCUUUGCGAGUGGCCUUAUGACAAUGUAGGGAAUUUUCUUAACAGUUUGUAUGAAUACUGUGUGGGCCUCAGUUUCCCUUGUGUGCAGCUAUUUAACCAGGGGAUGGGCAAGGGGGGUUGGUGUUGCAGAGGCCCAAGUGUGACCCCGCCUAGCAGCCUGGCCUGUGCUGUGUAACAGGGCCACUGAUGCCCAACGUGGACCCCACCGGGUCCGACCAGCGGGAGAGCAAAGGACUGGAGAGGGCUGAGGGGAGGUGUGUGUCUCAAACAAAGACCAAGGACGGAAGAGGGGCCUUUGGGGAGGUGGUAGAGGAGGGUCGGCUGGAAGAACAAAGAGGGAGCUGGGCCUGGGCCCGCUUGGACUCGGCCAGACCCAGUUGGACUGUGCGGUAACUUCCUACUCUGUGAUGGGAACUCACGGGGUGAGGCUGUGGGCUGGCGGUGGAGGCAAAGGGCUCACCCCAGGGAUGGAUGGAGGACUGGGAGAGCACCGGGGCUGUGCUUGUGUGACACCCCUCAGCCCACAGCCCCCUGCUUGGCCCAGCCUUGGGCUAGGCCCCCCCCCCCCAUUCUGCCAGCACCUCUCCCAUGAGAGGAAAAUGCACCCUGCACAGCAGAGCCGUGGCUCUGGCUAACGGAAAUCCAGGCCCCACCCAAAGCCAGAUGUAAAGCUCUCGCUGUGGGUGGAGUGACCUCCUGCCCUGGGGCAGAGGCAAGAGGCUGGGGUGGGGAAGGGUAUUCCCCUCAAUCCUCAGUCAAUAAACUCACCUUCUGCAAAGCAGGUCCCCAAACCUGGCAGUGCCCAGGGCCCACCGCCACCCUCCCCGCUGCCCAGCAGGGUGGUGGCAAGGGCUGCAGACGGCACCUGGAGCCCAGCAUGGCUUUAUGCUUCUCUGGCAUCCGGCCUGGCCCAGCGUGGCAGCCACUGUGCCAGCUUCACAUGGCAGGGGCUGUAGCACCUCAGCCCUGCCCACCGCAGCUCCCCCAGUGCGAAGCUCCAGCCAGGCAAGGGCAGGGAGCAGGGCUUGCUGGGCAGGCACAGGGCUGGGGGGGCACGUGCAACAUGCUGUUCAUGGGGCCUGCUGGGCAUGGAAAUUGGCCCCUCUCCAGGCUAUGGGGGCCCCUGUAGCCUGGCCACCCCAGGGCUCUGCUCAGAGCACAGCCUCGGGGCAAGCCCCCCGUGCAGCCUGCGGCUUGUAGCAAAUGUGGGAAUUGUUUGUAAUACACCUUUAAAGCCCGUCCCGCCUGCCCCAGCCUCCAGCACUGCCCAGCAGAGAGGACACCACCACCCUUGGCAGCUGUACCUGCUGUCUGGGCCGGGCAGGAGCUGCAGGUGCCACAUGGCCUUCACCACCACCUGUGCCUGGCCCACUGGGGCACUAGCAUAGCAUGGCUCAGCUGGGCCCCCUACCCUGCUCCCCAAGAAUCAUAGAAUCAUAGAAUCUCAGGGUUGGAAGGGACCUCAGGAGGUCAUCUAGUCCAACCCCCUGCUCAAAGCAGGACCAAACCCAACUAAAUCAUCCC